Messenger RNA from Melopsittacus undulatus (budgerigar), 2164 nucleotides. It is a transcript of the gene MSRB3, whose product is annotated as methionine sulfoxide reductase B3. Gene Ontology annotation, molecular function: peptide-methionine (R)-S-oxide reductase activity. Gene Ontology annotation, biological process: protein repair; response to oxidative stress. The transcript is spliced from 7 exons. The record is from RefSeq and is a predicted model, not a curated record. Gene Ontology annotation, cellular component: cytoplasm. Bases 80 to 634 code for a protein of 184 amino acids. Lineage: Eukaryota; Metazoa; Chordata; Aves; Psittaciformes; Psittaculidae.
GCGCUGGCGGCCGCCGCAGGAGCCGCAGCUCUUGCCCCUGUUCUUUGCCUCUGGUUUUGUUGGUGAGGAUAUCACAGUGAUGUCUGCAUUCAACCUGCUGCAUUUGGUGACAAAGAGCCAGCCAGUGGCCCUGCGAGCCUGUGGGCUUCCCUCAGGGUCAUGUAGGGAUAAAAAGGACUGUAAGGUGGUCUUUUCCCAGGAGGAGCUGAGGAAGCGGCUGACACCCUUGCAGUACCAUGUCACUCAGGAGAAGGGGACUGAAAGUGCCUUUGAGGGGGAGUACACACAUCAUAAAGCUCAAGGAAUAUACAAAUGUGUUGUUUGUGGGACUCCUUUAUUCAAGUCAGAAACAAAGUUUGACUCCAACUCAGGUUGGCCUUCCUUCUAUGAUGUGAUCAGUCCUGAUGCAAUUACUUUCAACGAUGAUUUCUCCUAUGGGAUGCAUCGGAUUGAAAUAUCCUGCAGUCAGUGUGGUGCUCACCUGGGGCAUAUUUUUGACGAUGGACCUCGCCCAACUGGCAAACGGUACUGCACAAACUCUGCUUCGUUAUCUUUCAAGCCAGCAGACAAGAACAACGCUGGAGAAGGCAGUGGUAACAGCAGUCCUGCCCAAACAGGCAAAGCUGAGCUGUAGGACGGAGCAAGACCUGCAGAAAACUGCGCAGAUCCCACACAGCUUACAAGGAAUGUUUUCUAAGUUGCCUGCUCUCUUAUAUCCUGAGAAUGCUUAAAUGAAUGAAAGCAUUUUGCACCAUCCUUCUUCUUCCUCUCCUUUUCAGAACUGAGGCCCUGCCUGCUGGUGCAUUUACUAUAUAAUUGGAUUGAAAAAUGUGUUGACUGACUCCACAGGUUUUCUUUUCCUUUCUCUUCUUUGAGAUUGCUUUGGGGAAUCCUUAAAUUAAGAGGCUUUGGCAUCAUUAGUUAUUAGUUUCUUCCUAGUGCUGUGUUAUUCUAGGUUUGAGCACUGUUCCUUUUUCUGUGGGAGAUGGGACUUGUGUUUAUCUCCAGUCUAUGUGAAACUUCUGGGCAUAAGAAAAUCCUCAAUUCCGAGCACAUCUCUGCUUUGUUCUGACUUGCGAGGCAUGCAGCCUUUGGUCAUAUGUAUUCAGCCAUCUCCCAGCAUCAGCCGCACCCUGCAGAAACUUGUAGUUAUGGCUGUUCCUUCCCAACUGAGAGAGAUGGAUGAGAUGUAAAUCCCAUCCUUUGGCUAAUUCACUGCCAAAACUCAAGGGUGUGGUUGAAAGGACGUAAACAUUGUCUGAGCAUCUAUUUCCCCCUUUAUUUAGUAUUUAAAUAAAGGUUUUAACUAGUAAGGCUCAUUUCUGUGGGUAGCUAAUGAAGCUUUGUCUUUUUGUGAGGCCUGUUCAGCAACUGUAACUCAAACCCGAAUUAAAGCUGAAAUCUGCAGGGGGUAAUUAUAAGGACAAGUUCAGAGAUAACCUUGAAAAGUGAAGUAAACGAGGGAUGACACUCAGCUCUUUAUCUUGUCGGUUGCUACAAGGAUUCAGAAACACAACAGUUUCUGCUAAAAUGGGGUUUAGGAAUGAAUGUGGAGACAGAGGGAGAUCCUCCUGAAGUAUCCAGUUUUAAAGAUUGGCUGGUCCGGAUGCGUAUUGCCUACAAGGCCACAGCCUUUAACUUGUGCAGUUGUGGUGCAGGACAUGAGUGAGGGGGUUGGUGUAAGAAGGUAUUUGCAAAAAGCCUGUCAGAGCUCCAGAAAUUUUCAUGUAGCAAAAUUUGCUGUCCCAUAAGAUGUUUUUCACAGCUGCUUUUACAUUCUGUUGAUAACAGUUUGUCUAGAACUGUGCAUAAUAUUGUUCUUUAAGUUAUACUAUACAGUAUUUGCUAACACCACUUUGCCUUUAAGCAUUGAGAGACUUAAUGAAUAUAGUAUUUACUUUUAUUAGCAAACUUUAUGAAUAAGAUAUUUGGAUCCAAUUUUGUUUCUAGUAGGAGCAAAGCUACCGCUGAUUUUUGUGGAAGCAGGGUUGGGUUUUUUUAUGUCAGUGAUAAUGGAUGUAUUACCUAAAGUACAGACAUCCUUCAGUUAAACUGUAGCUACUGUAACAACAUACAGAAUGAUCAGAAUUGCCUUUUUUUUAGCAAGAUAUGAAAAAAAGCAUACAAUACCUUAAUAGAUGCAAAUAAAGAUGAUAAAUAGAGC